Molecule: messenger RNA, 2013 nt
Organism: Endocarpon pusillum Z07020
Lineage: Eukaryota; Fungi; Ascomycota; Eurotiomycetes; Verrucariales; Verrucariaceae
Exons: 1
Coding region: 1-2013 (670 amino acids)
Biological process (GO): regulation of transcription by RNA polymerase II
Cellular component (GO): nucleus
Source: RefSeq, a predicted model, not a curated record
AUGCUUCUGCACUACCCUCAGCAAUACGACCACCACGUGUUACCCACUCAUUAUCAAUCAUACGAUACAUCUUCGAAUCUUCCUCUUCGCGUGUCGAAUCUGCCUCUCUCUACCUCCGUUCAUCAUCCACAGCGACCUCUGCAGUCCGCAGAAUAUUCGAUGCCGGCGUCCCAACGGUCAUCGAAUCCGACUGUUCGCAUCCAUCAAUCAACUCCUCCACCUAGAAGCGGAUCGCAAUCGAACGAUAAUCAGUCGAUGUUGGCGCAGGGCGCUUACCUGGGCAGUGGUUGGGAAAGCGAAGGAUUUCCAAGCAGUGGUUACCUCGAUACUCCACCGCGAAAGAGUGGCAAAUAUCACAAAAGGCUUUCAUCUGCGUCUUCGAUCAAUACAACGGGUCCACCUUCACCACACGACCAUACGUCGCCCUUUUGCCAGAUUGCCAAUAGUGAUUCGUCACACUUUUCGCCUCUGGAAAACUUUGACUGCCUGCCAACGCCACACCAAAAUCACUUCCCCAAGUCGCUGCCUACCCCAGUCGGCACCCCUACAUCCAAUAACUUCAUGCCGCCAGGCUACCAAAAUGUCGCGGCUUCGCAAGACAAUCACAAAUACGCGAAUUCGGCAAUGCGAAGGAUACAUUCGACCAGUGGUGAUGAGGACGCUGCUUUGUUUGCAUACUCUGGACCGCAGUCGGUAUCCAGUAUGAGUCAUGAUUCACCAGCCACACCGCAUACAAAUUACGAUCCAGAGUACGACGAGAAGAAUUUUGGUCGAGGUGAGAACGACCACACUAGAAUCAACAGGUGGAUGGACGAGUACUUAUUUCUUGAUGCAGGCUAUCCUCACUCAGCAGCCUUCAGCCAGGCUAUGCAGGAUGUAUUCCCAGACCAACCCUACAACACACCUACCUCUCAGACCUUCUCUCAGCAAUCACAGCCGAACAUGCCGCACUCCAGCAGUCACUUAUCUCCCUACCGAAACAUGAAUGUCUUUGCCAGCCGAUUGCAGGCAGCGAAUCAAGACCACAUGACUCAGCGGACAAGCUCUCCGGUGAUGUCGGUUACCAGGGAGCGGUCACCGUUUAAGCCUUACAAUCAGAUGCAGGAGCUGAGCAAUGAAGCGCAGCCUCAAAAUUUGAUGACGGCAAUGACGCAGGCUAUGGUGGAACAAUCUCGAGCGACGAGUGCGCCAAAAUCGGUUUCGCCGAAAGAGCUGAUGCUUGAGGAUCCGGACAUGGACGAGCCUGAUAGCACACCACUCUUCCCGGCGGAAUUCGAUCAGUCUUCAAACGUCACGAGUGGCAGACCUGAUGCAAAUGUGCCUGUCUUUUCCGACCAGAGUGGCGUGUACGACCGACAGUCAUACUCUGCGGCUGCGGCUCCGGCUCAGGUACCACAACAAUAUCCGUUUGUGCGGGAUAGGCGACGACAGCCAACUAACCUGCAAAAUGAUGGCGAUCAAGUUCCGGAAUUCCCCGCUCACAUGGUGUCAAUGGAAACCACUGUUGAGGAAGGGCCAUCCGAACCUUCGUCGAGCCAGCAAUCGAGCCACCAACCACCGACGCAACGAAUUGCAAGACCUGCUGACACGUCAUCGGACUCUGGUACCUACACAUGCACUUAUCAUGGAUGCACGCUUCGAUUCGAGACUCCUGCUAAGCUACAAAGGCAUAAGCGUGAAGCGCACCGGCAGACUUCGCCGACCGCCGGGCCCGCUUCUGCACCCGCCGGACCUGCCAAUCUCGGGCUCCGCAACUCUCAAGCUGGACCACACAAGUGCGAUCGGACAAAUCCAUCAACCGGAAAACCGUGCAACUCUAUCUUUUCUCGUCCAUACGAUCUUACGCGUCAUGAGGACACUAUACAUAACGCGCGAAAGCAGAAAGUACGAUGUCAUCUAUGCACCGAGGAGAAGACGUUCUCAAGAAAUGAUGCCUUGACCAGGCACAUGAGGGUCGUGCACCCUGAUGUCGAUUGGCCUGGCAAGACAAGGAGAGGAAAGGGAAGGGAUUGA